CGAAGCCUGCUGGGCGUCCGGAGGAGGAGGAGGAGGAGGAGGAGACGGAGGGCGGCGGCGGCGCGGAGGUCACGGCGCCCUCUCCAUGUCUGGGUGCGGGCGGGGAGAAAGCGAGGAGGAGGAGGAGGAGGAGGAGGAGCCUCCGCCGCCGAGGGUGACACACGGAGCAGCAGCAGCAGCAGCAGCGGGGAUGGACGGGCCGGCGCGGCGGCGGCCGCUCUUCCUCCUGCUCCUGCUCUCCCGCCGGCGCCCGCCCGCCCGCCCGCCCUGCCUCCUGGGCCUUGGCCCGAGCCCGGCUGGCGGCUGCUGCUUGCUGCCCGGCCAGGCAUCAUCUCGACCGCCGGGUGCUGCUUGCCAUGGACUUCCCUCAGCACAGCAAGCAGGUCUUGGAGCAGCUGAAUCAGCAGCGCCAGCUGGGCCUUCUCUGUGACUGCACCUUUGUGGUCGACGGCAUCGACUUCAAGGCCCACAAGGCAGUCCUGGCCGCCUGCAGCGAGUACUUCAAGAUGCUUUUCGUGGACCAGAAGGACGUGGUGCACCUGGACAUCAGCAACGCGGCAGGUCUGGAGCAGGUGCUGGAGUUCAUGUACACGGCUAAGCUCAACCUGAGCCUGGAGACUGUGGACGACGUCCUGGCCGUGGCCGGCUUCCUCCAGAUGCAGGAGAUCAUCAACGCCUGCAACACGCUGCGCUCCCUGUCGGCAGCGGUGGAGGACAGCGGUGGAGAAGGACCGGAGGCUCUGCCUGUGGCUGGGCAGGAGAAGAUGGCUGCUGAAGACAAAGAGGCAGCAGAAGCCCCCCGGGAGCCCGAGGUGCUCCCCUGCUCCCUCAAGAAGGGCGGGACGCUGGGCGCCCCUGCAGAGGAGCCAGUAGCCGAGGGGAAGGCGAGCAGAGAGGCUGGCCAGGAGCCUGCUGCAGAUGAGGCGAUGGAAGACGACUCCUCGGGUCUCCCUGAGGACCUGCAGCCAGAAGGUCCCUCUCCCGGUGAAGGCAGCCCUGCUACGAAACCUCUCCCUGCCAGGACCACGGAGGCUGAGAUGGAGGUAGAGCUUGAAGACCGAGAGGAAAACGACGACCCGCCUUUGGAGGCAGAGGCAAAUGCCAAGCCACCCCUGGCAGACUUGGCCAAUGGCAGCGCUCCCGAGGAGACCGAGUCGUCAGUGGGCACCGACUCGGGGCAGGAGAAUGCAGGGGAGGCCCGACUGCUACGCUCCGGAACGUACAGUGAUCGGACAGAGUCGAAAGCCUAUGGGUCGGUGACGCACAAGUGUGAGGACUGCGGAAAGGAGUUCACCCACACGGGCAACUUCAAAAGGCACAUCCGCAUCCACACGGGGGAGAAGCCCUUCUCCUGCCACGAGUGCAGCAAAGCGUUUUCCGACCCAGCCGCCUGCAAAGCCCACGAGAAAACGCACAGCCCCCUGAAGCCCUACAGCUGUGAGGACUGCGGCAAGAGCUACCGCCUGAUCAGCCUGCUGAACCUGCACAAGAAGCGCCACACGGGGGAGGCCAAGUACCGCUGCGAGGACUGUGGCAAGCUGUUCACCACUUCGGGCAACCUGAAGCGCCACCAGCUGGUGCACAGUGGGGAGAAGCCCUACCAGUGCGACUACUGCGGCCGCUCCUUCUCGGACCCCACAUCGAAGAUGCGCCACCUGGAGACCCACGACACGGACAAGGAGCACAAGUGCCCUCACUGCGAGAAGAAGUUCAACCAGGUGGGGAACCUCAAGGCCCACUUGAAGAUCCACAUUGCUGACGGGCCGCUGAAGUGCCGGGAGUGUGGGAAGCAGUUCACCACCUCAGGCAACCUGAAGCGGCACCUGCGCAUCCACAGCGGCGAGAAGCCGUACAUCUGUGUGCACUGCCAGCGCCAGUUUGCCGACCCCGGUGCGCUGCAGCGCCACGUCCGCAUCCACACGGGCGAGAAGCCCUGCCGGUGCCUGGUCUGCGGAAAGGCCUUCACCCAGGCCAGCUCCCUCAUUGCCCACGUGCGCCAGCACACCGGGGAGAAGCCCUACGUCUGCGAACGCUGCGGCAAGAGAUUUGUGCAGUCCAGCCAACUGGCCAACCACAUCCGCCACCAUGACAACAUCCGGCCACACAAGUGCAGUGUCUGCAGCAAGGCCUUUGUCAACGUGGGCGACCUCUCCAAGCACAUCAUCAUCCACACAGGCGAGAAGCCUUUUCUCUGUGACAAGUGCGGCCGGGGCUUCAACCGCGUGGACAAUCUCCGCUCCCAUGUCAAGACCGUGCACCAGGGCAAAGCCGGCAUGAAACUGCUGGAACACGGCGAAGGGGAUGAGCUCAACAUUGUGACCGUGGCCUCGGAGGAGAUGGUGACCCUUGCCACAGAAGCACUGGCAGCCACUGCAGUGACGCAGCUCACAGUGGUCCCCGUAGCGGCACCUGUCACAGCAGACGAGACAGAAGCGCUCAAGGCAGAGAUCACAAAGGCAGUGAAGCAAGUGCAGGAAGCUGACCCCGACACUCAGAUCCUCUAUGUCUGUGACUCCUGUGGAGAGAAGUUCCUGGAUGCCAGUGGCCUGGCGCAGCACGUGCGCAUCCACACGGCGCAAGCCCUGGUCAUGUUCCAGGCCGACACAGACUUUUAUCAGCAGUAUGGAGCUACCACUGCCUGGCAGGCUGAGCAGGUGAUCCCUGCAGGAGAGGUGCUCUUCCGGACACGGGACGGAGCCGAGGCACAGACACCUUUGGCGGAGAUGCCGCAGGCCACAGAGUGCCAAAGUUCUGCAGAAUGAGAGGCAUUGGCCACCCUCGGGGAGCAGGGACCGAACUGGCCUUGGGCAAGUGUUGGGCUGAAGACCACAGCAGGGUCUGCCCACUUUGUGAUGGCGGAAUCAGCAGCAGCCACCGCCAAGAGAGGGGCUUGGCUCUGAAGGACAGCUGCCUAUGCUCCCUCCCCUGGACUGCUACAGCUCCACUGCAAGCAGCUAUUUAAAGGAGACUGUGCUACAGAAUACUGAUGUAAAAAAAAGUUAUUUCUGUACUUGGAAGAAUCUACAACUGUGUUAAUAUUUAGAAAAAAAUAAAUGCCAUUAUUUUCUAAAA
Messenger RNA from Hemicordylus capensis (graceful crag lizard), 3072 nucleotides. RefSeq names its product zinc finger and BTB domain containing 17 (gene ZBTB17). Bases 357 to 2762 code for a protein of 801 amino acids. Gene Ontology annotation, molecular function: protein binding; RNA polymerase II cis-regulatory region sequence-specific DNA binding; DNA-binding transcription factor activity, RNA polymerase II-specific. The transcript has 15 exons. Gene Ontology annotation, biological process: regulation of transcription by RNA polymerase II. NCBI's taxonomy places the organism in Eukaryota, Metazoa, Chordata, Lepidosauria, Squamata, Cordylidae. The record is from RefSeq and is a predicted model, not a curated record.